CAUUGCGUCCUCAACGGACAUGAGGAUAGACAAACCUUGCCUAUCGCACACAUUCAACUACCCAACUAUGUCAUUCUAUCCUUCUGACGGCAAUGGCGGCGUAAUCUCCAGGUCCCCUUCAGAGACGAGGCUUCGUAUUGCAGUUGAACGUCUACGUGUGUUGGAGGAUCGCGUCCAGGCACUCAAGGUCCAAAAGACGAUAUUGAACAAAAGGCGGGGCUGGGUGGCAGGCGCGCGAGAAACGCUCUUUGCGGCAGUCGAGGCCCAAGAGUCAAAGACGGAACAGCUGCGCAGGUUUCUGGUACUACUAUCAGAACUGAAGUACUACGAACGUAUCCGAGCGGAGAAGGUAGAACCUUGGCAGAGUGGUCUCUCUGAGGAUCCUUCAGAAGUUCUGGUCGAUCUGGUCAAGCAUGCUAGCUCCAGGCGAGGCUCGUACUGGAACGAAAUCAUCUCCCGAGUCAUUGGACCUGUUCCCUAUCCCGAAUAUCCUGACGCCAUUCAAGAACUUCUUGCUGCUCGGAAACAGAGAAAAGAAUCGCAGAUGUUUGCAGAUUUCUGGCAAAAGACUGCACAGAAAGGUGACCGGAACACAAAUGUAACCUGUCCUACACCUUCGAAACGCCCUCAGAGCCUUGCAUCCGGCUUCAGAGUGCGAGGCUCCCAAGUCGAUGAUUUCUUAAAAAGGAUCAAGGAUGAAGAUUCCUUUGCAACAGAAACAAACGAUCAUAGACUUUCUGUGUCUUCAUCUGAGGUCGUCUCGUCAUCCUCGCUUUGCACCGUGCUGCCAUCUUCCUGCCAUUCCUUUCGCUCAGAUCUGUGCAAGCUUGAAGAACGUCCAUCAUCCCUUCACUCUGAGGAGCUAUAUUCGUCAGUUCAUCCAUCUGGAAAUGCCUUCGGAGGACCUCAAGAUGUUUCUAACCCCGACUUGUCUGCUGCUCAGAUGUCCAUUCUACCUCCCAUCCCUUCACGAUAUGCACCUGCUCCCCUUCAAAGCAGUAGCGGCUACAUAUCUAUCGAUCAUGCGCUUCAAUCUCUCGAACGGAUUUGCUCUUCAAUGAAUAGCGAAUCCAGCUUGGAAAGUCUGGCGAAUGACUCCCAUCCCUCCCAUCGACCUCCUACAAUCACGUCUCACCCUUCUCAGGAAUCAGUAAGAGCAACUCCGGGAUGCGGCGCUGUUGAGAUUUUCCCUGAGGUCUUUACUGUAUCACCUCCUCAAUCCCCUAUACCUACAUUCUCUCCUCCUCCGUCGUCUCCCGGUCUAACUCUAAUUGAAGCGCUCCUUUCUACGCCUCCGAGUAAACCGCCUCCUCCAAAAAGAUCAAGAUUACCAGUUCUGAAGAGAUUUGCUCCGAUUGGCCAGAUGAUGCCCACUGUCGAACCAAAGCCGAAAGCGUCUUCUAUACCGGUUCCAAUGACGAAACAACCAGCUGCUAAGAAGGCGACAAUUCGUGACAAAGAGAAUUUGCCUAUCGAGAUGAAGCAGACGAAUGUUAGAAGGCUGAAGCAUAUUCAGAGUUGGGGACGGUUGAGAGCUAAAACUCAGAUAUAAUUUCUGUCCAUGUAUGCAUGUACUGUUGAUAAGAAUCAACGCAGUUCAGGUCCAAGCGCAGU
Messenger RNA from Desarmillaria tabescens, 1614 nucleotides. RefSeq lists its product as uncharacterized. The record is from RefSeq and is a predicted model, not a curated record. The coding region runs from base 20 to 1552 and encodes 510 amino acids. Lineage: Eukaryota; Fungi; Basidiomycota; Agaricomycetes; Agaricales; Physalacriaceae. The transcript has a single exon.